GUUCACCAGAUGCAGAACCAGAUGAAGGAUGUUGAUCUUCAUCUCACAUGUUUCUUGGGCUUGAAGGUCGUUCGGCGUCGAGAUGAAGGAACAAGAGUGUUCAUUCUUAGCUUGUCGUCCACUCACAGACACAGAGACAGAAACAGAAUGGCAAAGUGGUUCUAUCCAAAGAGGACAUCAUCAACAGCUUUAUACUAGAAAAAAGUUGCAAAGAACCUGCGUGCUGAGGUGAUGAUAGAUACAAGUAGCAAGAGACAAGAAGAUGAAGCACGCAUUUGACGGAAACAAGGAGGCCAUGUUUUUUUCCUUUUCUCACUCUCUGAUGAACGAAGAAGAACAACAAGCAGACGAGAGGACUGUUGAAAAAUCAUUGAACGAUGUAGUUUUACAGUGUUUGAUGAUUUUUGUUGCUUGUUUGAUGUCUGUAAUCAUAGUUCUGCACCUGCUCAACAGUUUUUUCUACGUUCUUCCAGAGUGCUGGUGUGUUGUUUUUUCCUCGUAUUAUUUUAUUUGGUCGAUGGCGGGAUCUGGAUCUGUCAUCUUGAACAACUACAACAAUGAGCAGGUGCUAGUUUCUUCACUUUUUUUUUGGAGCAUCAAGGAAGAAGCACGCAGCUUCAGGCAAAAUCUUCGGUUCUUUUUUUCCCAAAUGCACAAUCUUAGGAAGAUGUCAAAAGAGAGAACCAACUGA
Molecule: messenger RNA, 691 nt
Organism: Amoebophrya sp. A25
Lineage: Eukaryota; Dinophyceae; Syndiniales; Amoebophryaceae
Source: the annotation of a GenBank genome assembly